AAAAGUGGAGAAAAGGAGAAAGAGCGAGGCAGCCGAGCGCUCAAGCCGAGGGGCUGCGGGGAGGGAGGGGAAGCGUUGCUAAUUUUUUUUGUUUGUUUGCUUUUCCAUGCAUGCAUAAUGAGGGCUGAGCAGAGCACGCUGCUGCUGCUGCUUGGAGGGCACUUUUGUAUUUAAAGCCUGGCGAAGGAAAAGAGCCUCCCCAUUAGGAGCCGCCAAGAAAGCAGCUCGCGGGACUGGGCGGCGAGAGAAGCCGCAUCGGGCGGAAAGAGAGAAAGGCAGCUUUUCUUAUGCAGCUUGCCGGAGGAAGAAGGCGGCUCAGCCCGGGCUGGAGCUGACCAAGGGGCGCCUCGCCCGGCGACAUCGGCAUGUGCAGAGAUGCCGCCCGCUAGCAGCGAAGAAAGGAGAUCGGCCUGAGAAGGCACCAUGAGCGCCACAGGCAGCGCCUCGCCCCCCAGCCUCCGACUCCGCUGAUCGCCGCACGGCCUCGCCAAGUCCGGGAGCAAGGAGCGCCGGCUGUUGUGCUGCAGCCAGAGAGAAAGAAAACGCCGCCGUUUGGGGGCUCCCCGGGAGACCAAGGAAGCGCCGCGCGAUGGAUGGAUGAGGGCGACCCCCAUGCGCACACUGGGCAGGACUUUCGCCAACUUUCGCCGCGGCAGCCGCUGCGCUCCCCUCUCUACCGCCGCCGCCGCCGCCUCGCUCGCCUCCCGCCCACGAUUGUCCCGCAGCCGCUCGCGAUGGUGGGAGCCCGGCGCGGAAGAGGCGGAGGGCGGCGCUGGCGGGCUGGGCUGCUGAGGCUGCUGCUGCCGCUGCUGCUGCUGGGCGCCGCCUGCCCUCCUCCGGGGGCGCAGGGCCGCCGCCUGAUCUGCUGGCAGGCGAUGCUGCAGUGCCAGGAGGAGCCCGACUGCGGCUACGCUUACAGCCAGUACGCUGAGGCGUGCGCGCCGGUGCUCAUGGCCGCGGGGGACGGCUCUGCCGCCGCCUCCAAUCGGCGACGCUGCCCCAGCCACUGCAUCUCGGCGCUCAUCCAGCUCAACCACACCAGGCGCGGCCCGGCACUGGAGGACUGCGACUGCGACCAGGAUGAGAACUGCCGGGCCACCAAGCGCGCCAUCGAGCCCUGCCUGCCGCGCACGGGCGGCGGCGGCGCGAUAGGCUGCACGGAAGCGCGGCGGCGCUGCGACUGGGACAGCCGGUGCAGCACGGCGCUGGGCCGCUACAUGACCCACUGCGGGAAACUUUUCAACGGCGUGCGCUGCACCGAACAGUGCCGCGCCGUCAUCGAGGACAUGAUGGCCGUGCCCAAGGCGCUGCUGCUCAACGACUGCGUGUGCGACGGCCUCGAGCGGCCCAUCUGUGAGUCAGUCAAGGAGAACAUGGCCCGCCUCUGCUUCGGAGCCGACGCCGGCGCCAACGGCGCAGGCAGCAGUGGCGCCUCCGACGGGGCCCAGGACGACUACGAGGACGAGGAGUACGAGGAGGAGCCAGCUCCCAGGGGCCGGGACGAACUCGAUGACGGGGUGGCCGUCGCCGGAACGGGAGCCGAAGAGGGCGCAGUCGGGGGAAGCGGCGGCUCACCCUGCGCCGUCCCCUGGACCCUCCUGCCGGCCGCCUCCAUUUUGCUGCUGCUCUCGUAGCCAUUCCCUACGCCAGCCCCACACGGCCGCUCUUCUGGGGAGCCUGGGCGGAGGGAGGGAGCCUGGGCCGGCCGCGUGGGCCUCGCGUCGCCGAAAGGGCUCGUCUGAGGGGGACGCGAAAGGAAACCUUCCCACAAAGCUGCCUUCGCCUGUGCUGGAAAGACAUGGGAUUUACACGCGCGCGCGCUCUUUCGCCAGCACUGAUGCUCCUUUUGAAGCGGUGUGCCUUAGCUCCAGAACGAAGCUGCCCCCUCCAGUCCCCUGCUCUGCCCGACUACUUCAGUGGAACUUUGCUCCCAAUAGCCCCUUCUGAGAAUCUUCACCGGGACAUUCCUUUACUCUCUGGAGGACCUCUUUCUCUUUCUGUAUAAAUAUUUAUCUGUGUGUAUGGGCAUUUUUCCUCCUUUCAAAAUCAUAUUUGAGAGGAGGAGUACCAGUGUAUUGGGCUUCUCUUUAUAAAACUAGCCACUGUUCUCAAUGAAAUUCUGGGACUGUGGAAUGUGUUGUGGGCACCUCAGUUCCAAACACAGUUACUUGGAAGUGAGGCCCAUUGAUAAGUGUGCUUAGGAUUGCAAUCUUAGGGCUGUUCUACACAUGCACCGCACAUUUUCUGUACCUGAGAGACAACAUUCAUACCCUUGUCGUGCACAUACAUGCAAUGUUUGAAUGUGUGUACCAAUUGCAGAUCCUCAGUGUGCAUACAAAAAUGUUCGUGUAUGACAGCAUGUAUGGGUUUUGUCCUAUGCUUGUGUAGGGAAAAUGUGUGUAAAAGCAUCUUUCAGUGAGCACUAUGCAAUUUGUUGCCCUUUGGCCUUUUAUCAGUAAAAAAUGAGUGUAAAAGAGAAAAUGGUUGGCAAAGCUGCUGUAGGUUUAUUGCCACACUGCCAAGCCAACAUGCAAAUAGUGAAUGUGCUAAUGAGUGCUUAUUAAAGGCUGUUGACAGUGAAGGUAAGAAAGAGUUGGGCUUUUCUAGAGUGCCUCUAAAACUACUGCCUUACUAGUUAGAACUAGUCAACAACUGGAAAUGAACUCCUUUUCUCCCCUCUGUGCCUACAUUGCCAGAAAGUGAACUCAAUUUUGAUUCUUUAGUUUUACUGGAGGAGAGAGAAGAGAGUGAAUUAAGUACGUUUGCAGGUCUUACAACACUUUUUCAUAGGUAUUUCCUUGAAGUCAGACCUUUUUAUGUAGGUUAAAGCAUGAAAACCACACAUAGAUCAUCACGUGUGGUGAUGGAACAUCUGUCAACAUUACUAAGUGUUGUGUACAUAUCGGGGCUACAGAAAGCUGCACCUUCCCUGCUUGUGUAUAGAGAGUGAAGGAAAUGCAUGUAUGAUUGUCCUAAGUGAUGAAGUACACACUGUUUUCAUGCUUACUCUACAGGGCUGUGUAAUCUGUAAUGUCUGUGGCAGUCAUUGCACACUCACAGUUGCACAACAAAAGCUCACCAGUAAAAAUCUCUUCUGCCUCAACCUAGGAGAAAGGUGCUGAUCUGUUGGCUAUACUGAAUAAUGCAACCUUUGUCUUAAAAGAGCUCUGCACUGCCAUUUUCAAAAGACACUUUUAAAGUUCGACUUAAAUGUAAAAAUACCAUGAAAAAUUAUAUUGCCUCUAAUCCUAUCGGGGCUGACCUCUGGUAAAUCUUAUAUAAGAUGUAUUUAAAACUGGGAUUUGUUACCAGUCGCUCUAGGUUGUAUAUAGAAUUUUAUAAAUUGUAUACUUUGGGAAUAAUUUAUUUUUUAAGAAAUUAAAGAUUUAACAGCACCCCAAUUGCAGGAUAAAUGCAUCUUACUUUUCUUUUUUUUUGCAGAGAUGCAGAUCUCAUUUGAUAUGUAAAGGAAUAAAAAAAAACAGUAAUUCCCAUGGGAAAUGAUCAAAUGUACAGUGUAUUUUAUAGAUUUGAAGUGAAUUUUCUUACUGUUUUGAGAGUUUAUGAACUUGUAGAAUUGUAUAAAUGCCUUAAACAUUGUAUUUUUAUAGAAUGUGUGAAAAGGUCCUAUGUUUUAAGUAUCUGUUGCUUGUGUAUUUUUAUGUGUAAAUUAGUAAAGAGAGACUUUUAAAGAAUGAA
Molecule: messenger RNA, 3699 nt
Organism: Eublepharis macularius
Lineage: Eukaryota; Metazoa; Chordata; Lepidosauria; Squamata; Eublepharidae
Gene: GAS1
Product: growth arrest specific 1
Exons: 1
Coding region: 594-1634 (346 amino acids)
Biological process (GO): negative regulation of mitotic cell cycle
Source: RefSeq, a predicted model, not a curated record